Salvia hispanica is the source of this 2209-nucleotide messenger RNA. It is a transcript of the gene MED8, whose product is annotated as mediator subunit 8. NCBI's taxonomy places the organism in Eukaryota, Viridiplantae, Streptophyta, Magnoliopsida, Lamiales, Lamiaceae. Gene Ontology annotation, cellular component: mediator complex. The record is from RefSeq and is a predicted model, not a curated record.
CCCCAAAUCAAGAGUUGUAGCCCUCGCAGAUUUCACGCCGCCCGGAGAAGACAGCCGAGGACGCACGGCCUCACAGACGCCGUCGUCUAUCUCAUCUCUGUGUAGAUUUCACAGCACAACAGACUCAAUUUGGUGUUUUAUUAAUUGUUUCAAAGCUUCUCUUACUCGUCCAUCAAUUCAGCCAAUAGGCAUAUUUCCCAUUUCCCAUUCUUGUAUAUAGGCACAUAACGGCCCCUUUAUAGAUUUACAGAUAGAUUAUGUAUUUACCCCUUGCAAAUUGCAAAUUGACAUGAUAUUCUAUUAAGUAUAGUUUUUAACACAAAAAGGCUGCUUUAUUUAAGCGGAAUUCUCAAUCCACACCGACGGCUAACGUCCGAGCUCCGAUAAAAUAUUAAUGGCAGCUAUGGAGGCAGCAGCGGUGGCAGCAGGCCAAGACCAGCAACCGCCGGCGAAGGUUGUGGAGCGGCUGAACCCGGCGCUUCAGCAGCAGCUCAAUCUCGACUCUGUAAAAACUCGCGCUAUCAGCCUGUUCAAAGCCAUCUCUCGCAUCCUCGAAGAAUUGGAUGCUAUAGCGCGCGCGAAUGCCACCCCUAAAUGGCAAGAUGUUUUGGGGCAGUUCUCGAUGGUGAAUUUGGAGCUAUAUAAUAUUGUUGAAGAUAUUAAGAAUGUGUCCAAGGCUUUCGUUGUGCAUCCUAAGAAUGUUAAUGCUGAGAAUGCUACUAUUUUGCCUGUUAUGCUGUCAUCUAAGCUUUUGCCCGAAAUGGAGACGGAAGACAACACUAAGAGAGAACAGCUGUUACACGGUAUGCAGGGCCUGCCAGUGGCGGCACAAAUUGACAAGCUCAAGACUAGAAUUGAUAUGAUAGGAGCAGCCUGUGAAAGUGCUGAGAAGAUCAUAGCUGAUGCACGUAAGUCCUACUUUAGCACUCGACAUGGGACAAAUCUUCUUCCAACUAUUGACAAGGUUCAAGCUACAAAAAUACAAGAACAAGAAAAUUUGCUUCGUAGUGCUGUCAAUCAUGGUGAAGGAUUACGAGUACCUGGAGACCAAAGACAAGUGGCAUCGUCACUUCCGAUGCACUUGGUAGAUGUACUUGCUACUAAUGACAGCCUCCAGGAUUCAUCUGGGUUGUACCAGAAGAGUACGCCUCCACUCAUGUCAACUACUGCCAUUAACAAUCAGGGCUCUUUGCUACAGGCUUCUGGUGCACAACUUAUUGGAAGACCAGCAGCUUCCCCUUCUGGUCCUACUGGAAGCAAUUCCUUUGAUAAUAAUACAACAGCGUCUCCUAUGCAAUAUGCCAAUUCACCCAGAUCUGGUGCAAAUAUUAUGAACACUCCAUCUCCUCAGCAACAACAAUCACAACAACAACAACAACAACUGCAACAGAGGCAGAAAAUGUUGCAGCAACAACUUCUGAGUCAACAGCAGCUAAGACCUUCAUCAAUGCCUGUCCUUGGUCAGAAUCAACUAACGCAGCUGCAUGAGAUGCCAAGCCAGUCACAACAAAAGUUUCAGUCGCAGAUGCAUGGUCAACAUCAUGUGCAGUUCUCUCAGCCAUUGGGAGCCCAGCAAUUGCAGAGUAGACAGCUUACAUCAGCUGCAAUGCAGCAUAUGAGCCCAAACCAAAUGAACCAAGGGAAUCAGCUGAAUCGUCAGUUAAAUCAGUUCUCUAGCCCAGCAAAUAGUGCCCUCUUUAAUGCAGCCCAGGCGACACCUACAUCUCAAAUGAUCCCUAACAUGUCAGCUAUGAUGCCAUCACAAUCAGUUAUGCCAAGAAUGCAGUAUGCAAUGUCCGGUGCCAAUCGAACUCUACCUCCCCAAAAUCUGAGCGACCAGAUGUUCAACAUGGGGGCAGCCAACACAGGCGGUGGUAUGAUGCAGAUUCAGCAACAGCAGCAACACGGCGCGCAAGGAGCAUUUGGCAACAUGCAGCAAAGUAGUCAGAAUAUGCAACCGGGCAUGAUGACGAUGCAAAACACCCAACAGAAUCAUCCCAACUUUCAGCAGCAGAGACCUCAAAAUCAACAAUGAAACAUUUUACUACUUACCUCGACUUGUGUCUGUAGAGUUUAUAUUGCUAGGUAAUGAGUCUGAGUGCAUCUAUGUUGGCGUCAUGCUGCAAAGAUUUUUGCAGUGGCGUUGUGCUGCUAGUUGAACCAGGCAUACUUCAAAUGCUAAUAUAUGCAGAACAUAGUUAAUGCUAAA